Salarias fasciatus (jewelled blenny) is the source of this 1089-nucleotide messenger RNA. RefSeq names its product mediator complex subunit 10 (gene med10). Gene Ontology annotation, biological process: regulation of transcription by RNA polymerase II. The transcript has 4 exons. Lineage: Eukaryota; Metazoa; Chordata; Actinopteri; Blenniiformes; Blenniidae. Gene Ontology annotation, molecular function: transcription coregulator activity. Gene Ontology annotation, cellular component: mediator complex. The record is from RefSeq and is a predicted model, not a curated record. Bases 137 to 541 code for a protein of 134 amino acids.
GAUUGGCUGUCAUGUUGCCGUAAAACGUCUCGGUGCUAAAGCAGCCUCAGUAGCGAACAGUAAACAGCACUUCUGUCACAAAAAAAGAUUAUUCUAAACAGAAAGGACUUAAUUUAAUAAUUUCUGCUGAGAUAAAAUGGCAGAAAAGUUCGACAACCUCGAGGAGCACCUGGAGAAGUUCAUAGAGAACAUCCGCCAGCUGGGAAUCAUCGUUAGUGACUUCCAGCCGAGCAGCCAGGCCGGACUCAACCAGAAACUAAACUUCAUGAUCUCCGGACUGCAGGACAUCGAGAAGUGUCGACAGCAGCUUCACGAGAUCAACGUCCCGCUGGAGGUCUUCGAAUACAUUGAUCAAGGCCGAAACCCACAGCUGUAUACCAAGGAGUGUCUGGAGCGAGCCUUGGCGAGAAAUGAGCAGGUCAAAGGGAAGAUAGACACCAUGACGAAAUUCAAAAGCCUUUUAAUCUCCGAGCUCAGCAAAGUUUUCCCCGAGGACAUGGCCAAGUAUAAGGCCAUACACGGAGAGGACGCCCCCUCCUAGUGCCCGCCGCACGCCGACCCCCCGACCUCCGACCUGUGGCCGAGAUGACUGCCCGAGCGCAGAAUCCUCCGACACAACACGACGCUAUCCAAUUUUUCUUUGUGUUUAGGUAUUGUGAUGCUGUUGGUCAGUUUUUCUGUCUACAUUUCAGCUUCAUGACCAGCAGAAGGUUCAGAGGAUGAACUAAAAAAACUGGAUUAUCACAUCGAAGUGUACACAUGAGUUCUUCCUGCCUGUGUUGAUACUUAGAUUUUGGAUUUGAAGGAAUUUUCCCCAGCUCGUGUACAUACACUAUUUAUACUCUGGACUUUUUAUAAUGCUUCCUAUUCAUCGAGCGACAUUCAUUUGUAUGGCACGCAGUCCCUAACUCCUUUCUUUUUUUUAAACCAAGCUCAGGUUUCUUAUGGCCAUGAAAAGUGAAUGCAAAUGUAAAUUAAGGUAAUUUUGUGCCUGAUCGUGUAAGACGGUCAGAUAUAAGUCGAUUCGUUGUUUGUUACCUGUUUGUAUCAUAAUGUUUGUUAAUAAAUGAUCCAUUUGGAUUGAUGUGA